Topomyia yanbarensis is the source of this 1443-nucleotide messenger RNA. RefSeq lists its product as uncharacterized. NCBI's taxonomy places the organism in Eukaryota, Metazoa, Arthropoda, Insecta, Diptera, Culicidae. The transcript has a single exon. Bases 1 to 1443 code for a protein of 480 amino acids. Gene Ontology annotation, molecular function: nucleic acid binding; RNA-DNA hybrid ribonuclease activity. The record is from RefSeq and is a predicted model, not a curated record.
AUGUUGAAAUACGCCCACAGUUUCCUGGACGACAGAAGUUUCAGAGUAUUCGUUGACGGUUCUCUUUCAGAUCGGCGACUACUAGAAAACGGCAUACCACAAGGCUCAGUUAUUUCACCAACACUAUUCAAUAUUGCAAUCAGCUCGAUCUGUAAACACAUCCCGGAAAACAUUGAAAUAUUGCUGUAUGCCGAUGACUUGAUCCUCAUCGCUAUAGGGAGUUUUGCUCGAGCCGUUCGACUAAAAGCGCAAGCUGCGCUUAACAAUGUGCUGACCUGGGCUGAACAGCAUGGACUACAGUUCUCGAUCACAAAAUCCAAGCUACUCCACAUAUGCAACGGUGGUAGACACAAAAACGUGCCAAACCUUGAAACUGAGGAUGUUACCAUUGAAAAAGUUCCAAGCGCCCGAGUCCUUGUAGUACAAGUAGAUGCCAAACUGAAAUUCACGAAACACGCCGAGAUUCUAGUCAAAGAGUGCCAAAACCGAUUGAGUAUAAUAAAAGCAAUUAGUAGAAGGUACGCAGGCGGCAACCGUCAAACACUGUUCAGAAUCUGCGACAGUCUUCUUAUAGCCAAAAUCUUCCAUGGUUUUGGGCUUUACAGUCGAGGUGGAGAAAAAAUAAUAGAACGGCUUCAACCUGUUUAUCAUACCGCCAUCAGAUCCAUCUCAAGAGCACUUAGAACCAGCCCCAUCCUUUCGCUGCUUGCUGAAAGCGGACAGCUUCCGUUCAAACACCUCAUGACCGGUCGACUUGUCAACAAAGCGUGUAGUUGGCUGGAAAAACGACCUGUUGAAGAGGCAAUGAUCUGCCCGAUGGUUAGACGUGCAUCGGAAUGCUUGGAACAAUUGACAACUUCUCAAAUAGCUACUAUUAGUUCGCUUAAACGAGUCAGUGACCGAGCUUGGGACGCGGUUGAACCCAAAAUCGACUGGAGCCUCAAGAAUGAACUACGAGCUCAUGAAGCCCCAUCUAAGAUACAGGCCAUCUUCAGGGAGACACAAACGAGGCAAUAUUCGACAUCAGUUCAGUUUUUCACCGACGGCUUCCUGGACAAAGACAGUGUUGGACUGGGAGUGCACGGCGAAAAUAUUGACAUCUCCAUGCGUAUACCUGACUGCUGCACCAUAUUUUCGGCCGAGGCAUUGACAGUCACCGAAAAUGCCCCGACCUCAGGACAUUCUGUCAUCUUCAGCGAUUCUGCAAGCUGCAUACAGGCGAUCGACCAUGGAAAAACCCGGCAUCCGUGGAUACAAGCGGUGGAAGAUGCUUCCACUAAAAAGAACGUCACAUUCUGCUGGGUGCCCAGCCACUCGGGCAUAUCAGAGAACGAAAGAGCCGAUUUCCUAGCCGCCCAAGGACGAACGAAUGAGUGCACCGAUAUUCCAGUACCGGUGAAGGAUUUUGUUAAAUCAGUCCAUUCUAAACUCCGACAAGCUUAG